Molecule: messenger RNA, 975 nt
Organism: Acomys russatus (golden spiny mouse)
Lineage: Eukaryota; Metazoa; Chordata; Mammalia; Rodentia; Muridae
Gene: Aspdh
Product: aspartate dehydrogenase domain containing
Exons: 7
Coding region: 97-960 (287 amino acids)
Biological process (GO): NAD+ biosynthetic process
Molecular function (GO): L-aspartate dehydrogenase [NAD(P)+] activity; NADP binding
Source: RefSeq, a predicted model, not a curated record
GUCAAAGGUCAAACUCCAAAGAUCAUUCACUGUCCAGACCUGGUACAGGGGCCAACAAGCACAGGAGAUCCCCUACAGGACACGGUGCUAAAGGCCAUGGCCACCACUGUGACCCCUCAAGUCCCUCAGAAGGUGGGAGUGGUGGGCUAUGGACGCCUGGGACAAUCCCUUGUGUCCCGCCUUCUGGCUCAGGGAUCAGAACUGGGUCUAGAACUUGUCUUUGUGUGGAACCGGGACCCUGGACGAAUGGCAGGGAGUGUGCCCCCUGCCCUGCAGCUCAGAGACCUCACCACUCUUGAGGAAAGGCACCCUGACCUUGUGGUAGAAGUGGCCCACCCCAAAAUAAUCCAGGAAUCCGGGGUGCAAAUCCUGCGCCAUGCUAACCUCCUGGUGGGAUCUCCCUCAGCUCUGGCUGACCAGACCACAGAGCAGCACCUGCUGGAGGCUGCAAACCGCUGGGGCCACACUGUGUUUGUGGCCCGCGGGGCCCUGUGGGGGGCUGAAGACAUCAGCAGACUGGAUGCAGCUGGGGGCCUCCAGAGCCUUCGAGUCACCAUGGCCACACAUCCUGACGGCUUCCGGCUGGAGGGACCUCUGGCCGCAGCACACAGCAGUGGGCCCCGCACAGUGCUCUAUGAGGGCCCUGUGCGUGGGCUCUGCCCCUUGGCCCUCCGAAACUCUAACACCAUGGCAGCCGCUGCCCUAGCUGCUCCCAGUCUGGGCUUCGACCGUGUCAUUGGGGUGCUUGUGGCUGACCUUAGCCUCACUGACAUGCACGUGGUGGACGUGGAGCUGACAGGCCCCCCAGGGCCCACGGGCCGCCGCUUCGCGGUGCACACCCACAGAGAAAACCCAGCCGAGCCCGGGGCUGUCACCGGCUCUGCUACUGUUACAGCCUUCUGGCGCAGCCUACUGGGCUGCUGCCAGCUCCCCUCCAGACCGGGGAUCCGCCUCUGCUGACAAGUCUCCCUCCCC